Molecule: messenger RNA, 1323 nt
Organism: Danaus chrysippus (African queen)
Lineage: Eukaryota; Metazoa; Arthropoda; Insecta; Lepidoptera; Nymphalidae
Source: the annotation of a GenBank genome assembly
AUGGCUUCAUCUAAUACAUUACAAAAAGCUAUUGAUCUUGUCACUAAAGCGACUGAAGAAGACAAAAACAAAAAUUAUGAAGAAGCCCUACGACUUUACGAACAUGGCGUAGAAUAUUUUUUGCAUGCAGUUAAAUACGAAGCGCAAGGAGAGAGAGCUAAAGAAAGUAUUAGAGCAAAAUGCUUGCAAUAUUUAGACAGAGCUGAAAAACUUAAGGAGUAUCUCAAAAAGGAUCGUAAGAAGAAACCAGUUAAGGAUGGGGAAUCAAACUCUAAGAGUGAAGAUAAAAAGAGUGAUAGCGACAGUGAUUCUGAUGACCCAGAAAAGAAAAAGCUACAAGGAAAGUUGGAAGGAGCAAUUGUGGUCGAGAAACCUCAUGUGAAGUGGAGUGAUGUAGCUGGACUUGAAGCGGCUAAGGAAGCUUUGAAAGAGGCUGUCAUCCUACCAAUUAAAUUCCCACAUUUAUUUACAGGCAAAAGAAUCCCGUGGAAGGGAAUAUUGCUUUUUGGCCCACCUGGUACUGGUAAAUCUUACUUAGCUAAAGCUGUUGCUACCGAAGCAAACAAUUCUACGUUUUUCUCUGUCUCCUCAUCUGAUCUUGUAUCUAAAUGGCUUGGAGAAUCAGAGAAACUAGUGAAGAAUCUAUUUGAGUUGGCAAGACAGCAUAAGCCAAGUAUAAUAUUCAUUGAUGAAAUUGACUCCCUUUGCUCAUCCCGGUCGGACAAUGAAUCUGAAUCAGCUAGAAGGAUUAAAACUGAGUUUUUAGUGCAGAUGCAGGGUGUUGGUAAUGACAUGGAUGGUAUCUUAGUACUUGGAGCUACUAAUAUACCUUGGGUUCUGGAUUCUGCUAUAAGGAGGAGAUUUGAGAAACGUAUUUAUAUAGCUCUCCCUGAAGAACAUGCUCGUUUAGAUAUGUUUAAACUGCAUCUAGGUAACACCCGACAUACACUGACAGAACAAGAUAUGAAAAUGUUAGCUACAAAAUCUGAUGGCUACUCAGGAGCUGACAUUAGUAUUGUUGUUCGCGAUGCUUUGAUGCAGCCCGUGCGAAAGGUCCAGUCUUCAACACACUUUAAGAAAGUUUCUGGGCCUAGCCCCACUGACCCUAAUGUGAUUGUGAAUGAUCUUUUAACCCCUUGCUCACCAGGAGAUGCUGGAGCUAUGGAAAUGACCUGGAUGGAUGUACCAAGUGACAAACUUGCUGAACCGCCUGUAACUAUGUCCGACAUGCUUCGAUCCCUCGCAACAUCCAAACCCACUGUCAAUGAUGAUGACAUGAUUAAAUUGAAGAAGUUCAUGGAAGAUUUUGGCCAGGAAGGAUAA